Messenger RNA from Haplochromis burtoni (Burton's mouthbrooder), 1389 nucleotides. RefSeq names its product pterin-4 alpha-carbinolamine dehydratase/dimerization cofactor of hepatocyte nuclear factor 1 alpha (gene pcbd1). The record is from RefSeq and is a predicted model, not a curated record. Gene Ontology annotation, molecular function: 4-alpha-hydroxytetrahydrobiopterin dehydratase activity. NCBI's taxonomy places the organism in Eukaryota, Metazoa, Chordata, Actinopteri, Cichliformes, Cichlidae. The transcript is spliced from 5 exons. Bases 137 to 505 code for a protein of 122 amino acids. Gene Ontology annotation, biological process: tetrahydrobiopterin biosynthetic process.
UCCUGCAAGGGCAGCUAGGCGGGGACCAUGAAUGGAUUUAUUCCAGUUGCUCUCACUGGCUCCCACAGCAGAUUUGCAUCUGUGCAACAGGCUGCUGGAGCUGAACCUCCCCUGUGCAUGAAAAGCCUCUGCAGACAUGGCUGGUAAGGUCCAAGCUCUGACUGAAGAGGAGAGGGCCCACAUACUCCCCCUGCUACGCAACGCUCAGUGGGUGGAGGUCGUUGGACGAGAUGCUAUUUACAAAGAGUUUAUUUUCAAAGACUUCAAUCAGGCUUUUGGCUUCAUGUCCAGAGUGGCUUUACAUGCAGAGAAGUUGGACCAUCAUCCUGAGUGGUUCAAUGUCUAUAAUAAGGUCCAGAUAACUCUCAGCACGCAUGACUGUGGAGGGCUGUCCCAACGUGACAUCUCUUUGGCCACCUUGAUUGACCAGGCAUCUCUAAUGCCCAUUCCUGCCAGAGCGCAACGGAGCGAUGCUCCGCCAAGUUCUCAACAAGCGAAGAAAUAAAAUACUGUAAUUGAACUAAUCUGGCUUAAAUUUAAACGUCAUUAAAGAAUAUCUAAUGAUCCAAUAAACCAAACUGUAUGGUCAAAGCUAUAAAACUGAUAUUUUCAGCUUAUUGCGUAUCUGUUUGGAGUUCCCAGUCAAACUUUUUUGGGGGGCAGCAUCGUAUUUAAAUAAAUCGUACAUACACGAUUUACUAAGUGUAUGUGUAUACAAUUAACUUCAAACUGCGCUGAAAUUAAUACCGGGAACACGUCUGACAGUAACUGUUACAUUUGUUUUGCUCCAAAUGAUGAGGGUGCUAAAGCUUUGGCUGUCACACAACCAUAAGGAUGGUUAAUACAGGCAGCAAGUUCAUUUCUUGACAGUGAUCUGAUGGGUUCGCGAUGUUUCAGGGUGUUGGUCAGGUUUCCAAUCAGACUGGUCCAUCAUCACAUGACGUGCAGAGAGGAAAACAGUAAUGUGCGCAUGCAGCACAGUAACUUCAUUAACUGGGAGUAUGGUCAGGUCCUGACCGUAAAUGAGUUUGUGUUCGUCUACACCGUAUUGUACCGCAGUCAAGUGAGCCCUCACAUACGACGUCACAGUCAAGAUAGCCGCACCUAAAAUGUUGUUGCACUAUUCUUACGCAUAUUACGGUACGGGUGCCGAAUGGCUUAGAAACGCGAGUUUCACGAUUUUACUGCUCAAUCCACUUCGACUUUUGAAAUAUUAGCAGUUGAUAUAUAACAAAUUACUUUGAUUCUCACACUGCACAUUAAAAAUAACAAAAAAUGUUAUAUAUUCUGUAAGAGUUGAUAAUAUAUACAAAGCAUUGUCUUCUCACUAUACUGCACAUUUCUGUUCACAUACCUUAUGCCCAACUAAAUAAAAAUUGCUGUACUGUA